Molecule: messenger RNA, 3636 nt
Organism: Conger conger (European conger)
Lineage: Eukaryota; Metazoa; Chordata; Actinopteri; Anguilliformes; Congridae
Gene: smarcd2
Product: SWI/SNF related, matrix associated, actin dependent regulator of chromatin, subfamily d, member 2
Exons: 13
Coding region: 376-1890 (504 amino acids)
Biological process (GO): regulation of transcription by RNA polymerase II
Cellular component (GO): nucleus; SWI/SNF complex
Source: RefSeq, a predicted model, not a curated record
UUAGACAUUGGUCAGGCGCUCGAAAUCUUGCGUUCCAACCAUUUUAAAAACAGGGGGCUUGAACAAAGUAAUGGAUUCAUGGGAAGUGAUGACACGUAAAACAGCAACCGUUUACACGCUAAAGGGGGAGUGAGAGGUCGCUGAAAACAUAUCCAGGAAAUAGCUAUAGCUAGUCAACGGCAGCCGUUGUAGCUUACGUUACGUCGUAGCUAUUACGGGUUAGCUUGCAUGCUAACUGACAAGUCAGAAAUCAGAUGCCAAAUCAGCUAACCAGCUAGCAUAUAAGUUGUGUUGCUCAUGUUAUUGAAAACGUUUUGUUAGAAGGACGUUUGCAUUGGACAUAGUGAUUUGCCACUUGCCAUUACUCUUACGAAAAUGUCUUCGAGAGGGGGAUACCAAAUGAAUACAGGUAGUCCAAUGAACCCUAACAUGAACGUUAACCAAAUGACAGCUGGACAUGGAGGCAGCGUGAGAAUGCCACCACCGCCAGCUGCAAUGCAACAGAACUCUGGAUUCCGGACCAUAACUAACCCCGCCUCGCAGUACCAUCAGCGCCCUGGCAUGCCUCCCAGUAGAGGAGUGCCUAUGGGAGGAAUGGCGGGACCUGUGCCAGGGCCUUCCUAUGGUUCCAGCCUGCCCAUGCGCUCUGGAAUGCCUCCGGUCGCCAUGGACCCUUCGCGAAAGAGGUUCCUCCAGCAGCAGCACCAGGGUCUGGGAAGUCAGAGACGUGGUGUCAAAAGGCGCAAAAUGGCUGACAAGGUGCUCCCACAGAGGAUCAGGGACCUGGUCCCUGAAUCUCAGGCCUACAUGGACCUGCUUGCCUUUGAGCGGAAGCUGGAUCAGACAAUUGCCCGUAAACGUAUGGAGAUCCAAGAAGCCAUAAAGAAGCCCAUCACGCAAAAACGCAAGCUGAGGAUUUACAUCUCUAACACCUACACACCUGCCAAGCCAGAGGGUGAGGAGGCAGAGAAGGUGGCCUCCUGGGAGCUGAGAGUGGAGGGCAAGCUGCUAGAGGACCCUGGAAAGCAGAAGAGGAAGUUUUCCUCCUUCUUCAAGAGCUUGGUCAUCGAGCUUGACAAGGAGCUGUAUGGACCAGACAACCACCUGGUUGAGUGGCACAGAAUGCCCACCACCCAGGAGACGGACGGCUUCCAGGUGAAGAGGCCAGGUGACGUGAGCGUGAAGUGCACCUUGCUCCUCAUGCUGGAUCACCAGCCCCCACAGUACAAGCUAGACCCCCGCCUGGCCCGGCUGCUGGGGGUCCACACACAGACCCGGGCCAGCAUCAUGCAGGCGCUCUGGCUCUACAUCAAGAACAACAAGCUGCAGGACAGCCACGAGAAGGAGUACAUCAACUGCAACCGCUACUUCCGCCAGAUCUUCAGCUGCACCCGCAUGAGAUUCUCAGAGAUCCCCAUGAAGUUGGCGAGCCUGCUGCAGCACCCCGACCCCAUCGUCAUCAACCAUAUGAUCAGUGUGGACCCCAAUGACCAGAAGAAGACCGCCUGCUAUGAUAUAGACGUCGAGGUGGACGACCCUCUGAAGGGGCAGAUGAACAGCUUCCUCUCCUCUACUACCAACCAACAAGAGAUUGCUGCCCUGGAGAUGAAGAUCCACGAGACUAUUGAGUCUAUUAACCAACUGAAGACACAGAGAGACUUCAUGCUGAGCUUCAGCAACAACCCACAGGAGUUCAUCCAGGACUGGCUUAAGUCCCAGUGCAGAGACCUCAAGUUGAUGACUGACAUUGCGGGAAACCCAGAGGAAGAGAGGCGUACGGAGUUCUACCAAGCGCCUUGGGUGCCAGAGGCUGUGGGGCGUUAUGUCUUCUCUAAGGUGCAGCAGAGAAGGCAGGAACUGGAGCAGGUACUUGGAAUCCGACUGACUUGAAGCCCUGUUCUCACAUGGAGGGGCUUUCCAGCUGUCGGCCAUCUUGUCCCCCCCCACCCAAGGCCUCAUAGCAGGACAAAGGCAGGCCCACCAUGGCGGUUGUCUUCACAGCAAAGCUGGGAAAUGCAACCAAGCAGCAAAACUGGAAUCAGUGGACAUCGGCAGUUUCAAGCACUUCCAUUUUUAUUUGCCUAUUUUUCUUGUGAAAUUUUCCAAUGUAACCACCUGUGAUUUCUCUUCUGUCAGUUAAAGCCUUCUUUCUCACUUUUUACAUUUGUGUGAAAUUUGGGGAAAGCCUUUCUUUGCCUUUCUUCUGUGAUUUUUUUUCUCAUCAGUACUUCCUGUGAUACCUUGGACCACAGUGAAAUGUACACUGUCUGGUGUCUUUUUUUGGAGUAUGAAACCUACUGUUUAUUAAUGCAAUUUAUUUCUCUUGUAUGUCUGUCAGUUUUAAAGCCAACCAAAUUUAUUUUUUUAUAAUUUUCAUCAUCCGUGAUUAUGAGGUAUUAUAAGGAAUUUUUGCACCUAAACCUGGAAAACCCCGGUUAUGCAAAACUUAUGAAAGCUUAAGGGUUUUCCAUGUAAGUUUUGCCCAAUAUGUGUGUUAAUAUCUAUGGUUGCCAGGACACAGGACGUCUUUGUGGCAUUUGGAGCUUUGCAUGGUUAUAGGGGUUUUUGGUAUUGUUUUUUCCGCUUGUUCAGUUAACUAUUCCACUGAAGUGUUUACAGCCUUUUUGUUUGGCUAUCCUGUAGGAAAUCAGCGUGGAUUAGACAGGAGCCCACUGAGCCUAGUGGAUUUAUGUUGGGAGUCUUUAUACAGUGACCAUCUUUGAAACUAUAUUGAUUAGGAAGGAAUCAAAGCCAUAGAUUAAGCCUUCUACAAUCCAUUCUAAGGGCUCUGGUGUGUUUUUUUCCCCCCACGUGUAUGGGUGUCCUUUCAUACCACUAGGAUUAAACUCUGCAAACCUGAUGCAGGUUAUUUUUUUUUUGUGUGUUGUAAAAGUGAGAAGAAAACAUUCCAAAAAUGUGACAUAUCUGCUCACAUAUACUUGUUGUGGCAAAGUUUGUUGCACUAAGGUGUAUUUUUAAUGUCGAAGUGUGGACAAUCCUAUUGUUGUAGUUGACAUGUUUCAGUGUGUGCUUAUGGGGAAAGGUGGCUCAGUGUCAAGACUGUCUGUUCUCUAGCGCUCUCCAGCUACUUCAUAGCUGGCAAAAGUUAAAUGAUCCUAUAUGUGUCAUUCAGUAGAAAGCACAGACUAAAAACUGAAAAGUAUAAAACAUACACUUCAUAGCUGUGGAGAUUUCCAGGCUAUGAGUAAGAAUUGCUUGUCUUUUCUGGAGUCCAGGCGAACUCUUGCUUUAGUUGUAGAGUUCUUGCUCAAAGCACUUGAAUCUGAAGAACAAAGGCACAAUGGUACUGAGGACAGCUCUGCCCUGUUCAGUGUGGCCUAUUGGGAUUCAGGAACUGUAACUCCGUUCAAAACAUGUCUGACCUUUGUCAGUUGGUUAUUUGCGUCAGCUGACUGCAUUUAACAAGGAAAGGACUGUUCUCUCAGUAUUCUCUGAACCAGGAAAUGAACACACUUUUGAUAAUUCUUUUUAAAGAAUUUUGCAUGUUUUUGUAUUUACAAUCAGAAACUUUUUAUAUCUUUUUUUUACGCUUUAUAUGUUUUGGGAUUUUGGUACAUUUAUAAAAAAAUAUAUAUAAAACAUUUUUAAAAAAUAAAAUGUGCUUGCUGGAACAAA